Molecule: messenger RNA, 2063 nt
Organism: Hemicordylus capensis (graceful crag lizard)
Lineage: Eukaryota; Metazoa; Chordata; Lepidosauria; Squamata; Cordylidae
Product: albumin-like
Exons: 15
Coding region: 63-1892 (609 amino acids)
Biological process (GO): transport
Cellular component (GO): cytoplasm; blood microparticle
Source: RefSeq, a predicted model, not a curated record
GCUCCGUUUCCCCCUUUGCUCUUUCUACCUUGUGCAUUCCAGCCACCAAACAAUUUGGAACCAUGAAGUGGCUAACAUUCAUUUCUUGCCUUGCCUUGGUAAGCUUUGCUCAGUCUAAAUACCUGCCCAGAAGAGCCCGGGAUGCAGGGCAUCAUGAGACCCUCAAACACUAUGCAGUUAUACCACAAAGAGAUUUUGCAGCCGUACUCCUUGCCCUUUAUUCUCAAUAUGCACAGCAGGCCACCUUUCAGGAAGUGAGAAAACUAGUGGACGAUUCCCUGGAGCUUAGAAGAAAAUGUGCUGCUGAUGAACAUUCUGACCCCGAAUGUACAAAACAUUUGCAUGAAGUUUUCCUGGAUGAAAUUUGCCAUGAAGAAGGUUUUGCUGCAAAGUAUGGAUUUACUGACUGUUGUGCUAAAGCUGGUGAAGAGAGAAAUGCUUGUAUUCAGGGCCAUAAAAAUGAUACUCCAGAAUUCAUUGCUCCAUUUAUAAAACCAGAACCAGAGGAGGCCUGCAAGAACUUUCAAGAACACAGAAACGCCACUUUAGGCCAAUACAUCUAUGAGGUUGCCAGAAGGAAUCCUUAUUCGAAUGUUAUUACAGUCGUCAGUGCAGCACCGAAAUAUGGGGAGGUGAUAGAAAUCUGCUGCGCUGCAGAAGACAGAGCUGCAUGCUUCGGCGAAAAGGCAAGGGCUGUCUCAAAGGAGCUGAAGGAAGAGUUUCGUGUGCAGAAGAUCAAAUGUUCAAUCCUGAAGAAACUUGGAACAUUACCUGUAACAGCUGCCAAAGUUGCUCACAUAAGCCAGAAAUUCCCCAAGGCUAACUUUGCUACUGUUUCCAAGAUUGCACAGGAUGUUACACAUGUGUAUGAAGAGGCUUGCAAUGGAGAUACACUGGAGAGUUUGCUUGAUAAGUAUGAACUGGCAGACUAUGUCUGUAGCCACAAGGAAACUAUAUCAUCUAAAAUUGAUGCCUGCUGCAGUGGACGCAAGUUACAUCGAUCAGAAUGCCUUACACAUGUAGAACAUGAUGACAAGCCUGCUGAUUUGUCUGAAAGAGUUCCAGAGUUCAUUGAGAAAGAAGCCUGCCAGCACUAUCAUGAAAACAAAACUAUUCAUUUAGCAAGGUUUUUGCAUGAGUAUGCGAGGAGGCACCCUGAAUAUUCUCAUCUUCUGCUUCUGCGACUUGCCAGAGGGUAUGAAGGUUUGCUGGAGAAGUGCUGUGCAGCUGAGCAUCCCGAAGAGUGCCUCCCUCAAGGGGAAGAACAACUCAAAAAGCACAUUGGAGAAACCAUAGCAAUUGUAAAGGGCAACUGUGAUCAACAUGAGAAACUGGGAGACGAAAAGUUCCACAAUGAGAUCCUUUACCGCUAUACCAGGAAAGCUCCUCAGCUGUCCUUUGAACAUCUGUACACGUACACCAGCGCUCUUGAAAAUAUUGCAGACAGGUGCUGCAGCAAGGAUGAAAACCAAAGAUUUGCGUGUGCUGAGGAAGAGACAUCCAUGGUGAUAGGAGCAAUAUGUGAACAACAUCAACAUAGUCCCAUCAACGCCCAAAUCUGCAAAUGCUGUAGUGACAGCUAUUCGUUCCGGGUGCAAUGCUUUGUUGGCUUAGGAGCAGAUCCAAGCUAUGUUCCAGCCCCAUUCGCUCCUGAGUUCCAUGAUGAUUUGUGCACGGCCAUACCAGGAGAACUGUUAAAAAAGAAGCAAAAGCUCCUUGUCAACUUGGUUAAGCACAAGCCCGACAUUACACCGGAGCAAUUACAGGCAAUUGGUGCAGAUUUUCUUGGCGUGUUGGAGAGGUGCUGCCAAGCUGAAGACCAUGAGGCAUGCUUUCAUGAUGAGGGUCCAAAACUGAUAGAGCAGGCUAAAGCUACCUUGGGAGAGCAUUAGACAUCUCAGGUCUGAAAUGGAAAAAUAUCAACAUAUGCCCUUGCGCCCUUGAUUGCUUGCUUUCCUGUUACAUGUCAACUUUUUGAUGCCGAGGAAACAUUUGAUUCUUCUGUAACCUUCAUCUCUCAUGAUGGUCUUACAGUUGACAAUUAAUAAAGUCUAAACAAAACA